Messenger RNA from Prorocentrum cordatum, 3854 nucleotides. NCBI's taxonomy places the organism in Eukaryota, Dinophyceae, Prorocentrales, Prorocentraceae. The record is from the annotation of a GenBank genome assembly.
AUGGCGGUGGUGGUGGAACAUCUGCCCAUCAGCGUCGAGCUCGCGGCGCCGCCGGUGCCCGAGCCCGUGGGGUGUGGCGGCGCCGCCCUCACCGCCGCGCUGCACCGCGCCGUGCUCGGCCCGGCGCCUCCGCGCCUCUGGGUCUACGUGCCCGACAAGUGCCAGGCCCCGUCGCAGGACUUCCCGAUAUUAAUUGGGUUUGGGCUGGCGUCGCUUAUCACGCAACCAAUGUGCCAAACCUACGUGGACACCGUGCUGCACGGCUGCCUGGAGUGGGGCGGCGCGGCUCUUGCCCGGGAGUGGGCAGCGACGACCUUUGGCUGGUCGGCCUAUUUCCUCAACGAUGCGCCCCUGAGCCGAAGGCCGUGGCUGCACCGGCCCCGGCACACGGAGAUCGACGAGGUGCUGCUGCAGAACGAGAGUUGGACGAGGUUUUCCGAGCGGAGGCACCCCGAGGACUUCGCGGUGCAUUGGACCGCUGGCAUACGGGGCAUGUGGGGCGUGCCUCCCCGGAACCCCGGCUUCGUGGGGCGCGCAAGGGAGCUGGAGCAGAUUGGCUGGGCUCUGAGCAGUGCCGACGCCUCCGGCACCGUCUCUGCCGGGGUGACCACCAUCGAGACGGUGGGCCUCGGCGGCGUUGGGAAGACCCAGCUCGCGGCGGAGUACUGCCACAGACGCUACCAGGCGCAGGACGGGCGGUGUGCCUACGGCCUGGUGGUGUGGCUCGCGGCGGAGUCGUCCGACUCCAUCGCGGCGGGGCUGCGGGACCUUGCGGCCGACUGCGGCAUCGCCGUCAAGGACAUGCACAACGAGCAGGUCGUGGAGGAGGUUCGCUCGCGCCUCUUCAGGUCGGGCUGCCGGUGGCUCCUGGUGUUCGACAACCUCGAGGACAGAGGGGUGCUGGACCUGUACGUGCCCCGCGGGGGCUUCGUGGCGGGGCACGUCCUCGUCACCACGAGGGUCGUCGUGCCUGGGGUGCCGCAAGACAGGCGGAUAGCGGUGGAUUGCUUCAGCCCCGAGGAGUCUCUAAAUUUCCUCAGUGGCUCCGUCGGGGCCCACGCGUUGGAAUCGGUAGCCGACCCUGGCGGGGGAACAGCGAGCGCGGGCGCCGUGCUGGCAGAGGCCUUGGGGCACUUGCCGCUGGCGAUGGCGAUGGCCGCCGCGUACAUGGUCCACUGCGACGCCACGUGCUCGGAGUACUGCACGGCUCUGCGCAACUCGGCCCGGUUCCUCAGCAGCGACUCGCACAAGUUGUCGAGCUACCCGAUGGGCGUCACGGAGAGCUUGUCGCUGUCCUUGCGGCGCAUGAGCCAGUGCGGCGAGCAGUCCACCGACGGCGAGGUCGGCCCACGCGAGGUCUUGGACUGCGUGUGCUUCCUUGCCCCAGAUGGAGUGACGAAGCAGCUCGUCUCCCUGCUCGCGCACGAGCUCAGAGCUCGGCGGAGGGAGCCCGCCGGCCAGGGCCCCUGGUGGCUCUGCACCGCGCCGUGGCCAGCCCACGCGGGUGGCGUGGUAGCUUUCGCGGUCGCGGGCGCCUCCCUUGCAGCGGCGCUGGCGGCCAUCAUCUGGCGCCGACGCACGGCCCGCGGGCGCCUCGCCGUGGCCAUUGUCGCCUGCAUGGCCGCCGCACGUUGUGCGGUGCAGCAAGGCCAGGCAGCUCUGGACGGCCCCCUGGCACGUGCGCCGAGCACGGACUCGCUGAGGCGGCAGCCGUCUUGGCUGUCCGACGUCUCGCUGGAGGCAGACAGGAUCUGGACACUGCUGAAGCAGUACUCGCUGCUGGCGGUGCGGGACAGGACGGGCUCGAUGCACCGGCUUCUGCAGCAGCUGCUGCGGGACCUCCAGGGCGAGGAGCAGUCCGCCAGGUCCCUCACGUGCUGCGUGGCCGCCCUGAGGUCGCUCUGGGCGUUCGACCCAGCGGACACGACGACCUGGGCGGAGGCCGGGAAGCUGGUGGAGCACGCGAAGGCCGUCGGCCGGCACACGGACUUGCUCCUUGGGGGGGGAGGGGGCAGGCGGCGCAUCUCUCCCGUGUUGCUCCACGCCUUGCGUGGCGCGGCGGAUCUGCUGACUGACGUCGCGCUCUACAUGUCCAUGGCCUUGAGCCGCUUCGACGAGGCGAACGCCGAGCUCGAGAUCGCCACCCGCUUUCACAAGUUCCACCUGCCCGGAGGGCUCACGGCCGUGAGCGCGGACCUGGCCCGGACGCUGCACACCCGCGGCCAGGUGGCCCGGUACCGGGGCAAGCUGCGGGAGGCUUCUGCGAACCUGGACGCGGCGCUGGAGAUGCGGCGCAGCCUCAGCAGGCAGGCGGAGCCCCACCUGUGGGACGUGGCCUCCACCCUGCACGAGACGGGCAUCCUGCGACUGAGGCAGCAGCUGCCCGAGGCCGCCGAGGCCCUCCUGCGGGAGUCCCUCGGCAUGAAGAGGUCGCUGCGGGCCCGCUCCGUCCCGCCGCCGCUGGCGCGGCAGCACCGCUUCUCUGACGAGGCGGCCACUCUGCACCAGUUGGCGGUGGCAGCCAUGUCCGCGAAGCCCAGCCGGCUGGACGAGGCCGAGGGCCUGCUCCUCGAGGCGCUCGCGGCGGAGGCCUCCGACAACCCGUUCGGGCGGGGCGCGCGGGCCGCCAGCCUGCAGCAGCUGGCGCGGGUGCAGAUGCGCCGUGGGCGCCUGGUCGCGGCGCGGGGCAACCUGCAGGAGGCGCUGGCGCUGCACCAGGAGGCGUACGGCAAGGACACGCCGCACGUGAACCUGGUCGCGGUCCGGACGCAGCUCGGCAAGGUGGCCUGCGAGCUCGCCCUCAAGACCGGGGGCUCGGAGGCGGCGCCGCUGCUGGAGGAGUCGACUGGCCACCUGCUGGAGGCGCUGUGCGCGCAGCGCCGCAUCUACUGUGGCGGGCGGGCGGGGCCUGGUGAGCCAGACGCGAAUCCAUCUGCGAGCGCCUCCCUGGAGAGCGAUCGACCAGAGAUCGCCGCGACUCUGGGCCAGCUUGGUGUCGUGCAGCGCGGGCGGAAGUGCCUGAGCAGUGCCCAGUGGUAUUUCUCCGCGCAGCGCGAGAUGUUGUCGCGACUCGUUGGCGCGGGCUGCGGCCAGGGGCCGCUGCGGCCAAGCAUCGACGGGGCGCCGGGCGGCCCCGCCUCGGAGCAGCUACUGCGGCAGCUGCUGGCCGCGAUGCAGUGGGAGAAGACCACGUCCCGAGAGCUGGGCGAGGUCGACCGCUCCAAGCGCCUGACGGAGGACAUGAAGGCGGUGUCCCGAGCGCUCAGGGCCGCGGGCGCCGCAGGCGGGCGGGCCGAGCCGGAGCCCACCGACGGCGGCCUGCAGGAGGGCGCGCUCUGCAGAGCCUGCGUCGGCUGCCGCGAGGCGGUGCGCGAGGCCCUGCUCGAAGCGCGGAAGACGGGGAGGGGUCUCCCAGAGGGCUUCUGCGCCGCCCAGGCGGCGGGCCUGGCCGCCGCGGCGCGGCGGAGCGAGGCCGAGGAGGGCGACGGCGCGCAGGGCGGCGCCGCCCUGCUGAGGGCGGCCGCCGCCGAGUUCUGCAGCGCGCUGCUCUCGCAGGGCGACGACAAGUUCCAGGCGUGCGACGACAUGCGCUCCGCGCUGCGGCAGCUCGGCGUCCGAGGCGCGACCUGACCGGCGGCGCCGAGGCGACCCCCAGACGUGCUCGCGUCGAACAACAAAUCACGACGGGAGAGUUGUGGUGUCUUUUCGGCCUCUGGGAACCCUCGCUGGGCCCCGAGGCCGUCAAAAGCUUCUCGCGAUGAAGGAUCGGCCCUGGCAGAACGGUCGGGACCUCUGAGGGCCCCGUAUUUCGAGUAGGGGAUCGGCUGCAGAAUUCAUUUAUCCCAUCCUCGUCG